AUGCUAUCAAAAUUUUAUCUUUUUUCCCUAAGUAAACCAAUAAAGUUUAAUGAUUUAUCGAGUAUUGUUAUAGAGUCUGGUCUAAGCGAUCAAAUUGAUUUGGAUGCAUUAUACGAAGAAUUUUGUGAAAUGAAACCAGCGCUAGAGUUGGCAUAUUCGUCUAAUUUACCUAUAUUAGAUAAAUGGAACUCAAUUUUUAAAGAAAAUAACUUCAAAUAUAUUCUUAAAAUUGUGCAAUUUGUUUUUUCGCUUUUUGGUUUUAACGCAAACGCAGAAAGGGUUUUUUCAAUGUGUUCAGCUUUGUGGUGA
This is a messenger RNA of Brassicogethes aeneus, 309 nucleotides long. Lineage: Eukaryota; Metazoa; Arthropoda; Insecta; Coleoptera; Nitidulidae. The record is from the annotation of a GenBank genome assembly.